Molecule: messenger RNA, 543 nt
Organism: Glycine soja
Lineage: Eukaryota; Viridiplantae; Streptophyta; Magnoliopsida; Fabales; Fabaceae
Exons: 2
Coding region: 1-543 (180 amino acids)
Source: RefSeq, a predicted model, not a curated record
AUGACAAAGAAUCUGAAUGUUGCAAUGAAGCACAUAAUCAAUGAUGAUGGGUCUGGGACACUUUUUUUGAGAAGGGACUUAUGCUCAAAGGAAAGGAGUGGAAGUUGUUCUGGAGAGACCAUAAAAAGGAAAAGGGGUUUUGACCUAGAAAGGCCUACUGAGAGAGACAUUUUUUAUGGCGGCUGUGAUGAACAUGAGGCAGGACUUACCUCCUACACUGCACUAGAGAGAUGCAAAAUAAGCAGCAACAAUGAUGAUGGUUAUGAUGAAGACGUGGAAGUGGAUUUGACUCUAAGCAUAGGAGGAGGAAGCCAAGUUAAUAUUAACAAGAAUAGAAGUUGUAACAAACCUUAUCUACUUCCAUUGGGGUACUUAGACUCACCCAAUGGGAAAACUAAGGACCUAAAUUCUUCUGUCUCUUUCCAAUCCUACAGGGUGGGAGAUUUCAGUGACCCCACCACCCCUAUGAGCAGCUCAAGUGUGACAUUUGAUCAAGAGAGAAAGGGGCCACAUUGGAUUUCUCAAGGUUUAAAGCUUAAAUAG